Fimicolochytrium jonesii is the source of this 1190-nucleotide messenger RNA. RefSeq lists its product as uncharacterized. Bases 327 to 1082 code for a protein of 251 amino acids. The transcript has 7 exons. Lineage: Eukaryota; Fungi; Chytridiomycota; Chytridiomycetes; Spizellomycetales; Powellomycetaceae. Gene Ontology annotation, molecular function: oxidoreductase activity, acting on the CH-OH group of donors, NAD or NADP as acceptor. The record is from RefSeq and is a predicted model, not a curated record.
GGUGCGGCUCUGAAAUGGGCGGGCCGGUUCUUUUUUCCUUCCGCUGUCACCCAUACUCUUCCGGCCCGGACACCCCCGCUCCGAGGCCAUUGCCUUUUGCCUGCCCGCUUUGCAUAUUGUUAUGUCCUUUCCCUUCAGCAGACCCCUUCAGGCCCGGUUUAAGCUUAGCCCUGAGGGAGACCGUCGGAGGGGAAAAGUGACGCGUGAGGUGUGCUUUCGGACUUUCCCCUUCCGGUUCGACGAAGCGAGAGACGGAACACCCCCUCCCCCCUCCUCUCCCAGCGAACAGGCGGCAUAUCCACUGGCCUCUCUCUCUCUCUGUCCACAUGCCACCUUCAACGUCCACCCUGCCGCACGCCCUCAUAACCGGCGGUUCGCGCGGAAUAGGUCUCGCCAUCGCACGCGCCUUCCUGCCAACCCACAACCUCAUCCUCGUCGCCCGCGACUCUCACCGCCUAGAAAACGCCAGAGCAGCCUUGCUGAACGAAGGCGGGGGCGAUUGCAACAGCCGAGUGCAGACUAUAGCCGCGGAUUUGGGCAGUGUGGCAGAGAUUGAGGCGGUUGGGAAGCACCUCUCUACAGCAACCACCAACAUAUCCGUCCUCGUAAACGCCGCAGGUAUCGCAACCGACGCGCUGCUAGCGACAGCAACCGCCGCGCACGUCGAGUCGGUGCUCGCGACCAAUCUCACUGCGUCGAUCUUGAUGGCCAGGCUUGUUGCGAGGGGGAUGAUUCGGAGGAGGGAAGGCUCCAUAAUCAACAUCGCCUCAGUGGCAGGCAUCAAAGGGAACGCCGGGCAGAGCGUUUACGCCGCGUCUAAAGCCGGUCUCAUAGGCUUCACCCGCGCACUGUCCCGCGAACUCGGCCCACGCAACAUCCGCGUCAACGCCAUCGCGCCGGGGUACAUCGACACGGACAUGACACAGGCGAUCCAGGGCAAAAAACGCGACGAGUACAUCGCUGCGACUGCGUUGGGGCGGUUUGGGGCGCCCGAGGAUAUAGCCGACGCGGCCCUCUACCUCGCCCGCGCGCGGUUCGUUACUGGGCAGUGUCUAGUCGUCGACGGCGGCCUGAGCGCUUGAAACGCCUUCCAACAUCACGCACACGUAUCCGGUUGUCUCUUUGCUGAUCUGGACGUCUGCAUGAAUACGGGACACAGCGGGGUUAUCUAGGCCAAGUCUAUUCGUAUA